Molecule: messenger RNA, 972 nt
Organism: Echinops telfairi (small Madagascar hedgehog)
Lineage: Eukaryota; Metazoa; Chordata; Mammalia; Afrosoricida; Tenrecidae
Product: olfactory receptor 52D1
Exons: 2
Coding region: 1-972 (323 amino acids)
Biological process (GO): G protein-coupled receptor signaling pathway
Cellular component (GO): membrane
Molecular function (GO): G protein-coupled receptor activity; olfactory receptor activity
Source: RefSeq, a predicted model, not a curated record
AUGCUCAUGUCUGCUUCCAUUCCUUAUCCCUCCCCAUGCUCUCAUCUCCCAGGCACUUUCUUCCUGACAGGGAUCCCAGGACUGGAGGCCAGUCAUACCUGGAUAGCCAUUCCCUUUUGUGCCAUGUACCUGGUGGCACUGGCUGGAAAUGCUCUCCUUAUUCUUGUCAUUGGGAUGGACAAGGCUCUUCAUGAACCCAUGUACCUUUUCCUUUGUCUUCUCUCACUCACGGACCUGGCCCUCAGUUCAACCACCACGCCCAAGACACUAACCAUUUUGUGGCUCCAGGAUGGUGAGAUUUCCUUUGCUGCCUGCUUAGCCCAGAUGUUUUGUGUCCACGCCAUCUAUGCGCUGGAGUCCUCAGUUCUUCUUGCCAUGGCCUUUGAUCGAUAUGUGGCUAUCUGCCAGCCUCUGAGGUACAGCACCAUUCUCAACCACAGUGUCAUAGGCAGAAUCACAUGUGCUGGGAUUUUCCGUAGUAUAACCAUUGUUUCCCCCUUCAUCUUCUUGCUAAAGCGACUGCCCUACUGUGGGCAUCGGGUCAUGGCACAUACAUACUGUGAGCACAUGGGUAUUGCUCGCUUGGCCUGUGCCAACAUCACUGUCAAUGUUAUUUAUGGGCUGACUGUAGCCCUAUUGGCCAUGGGAUUGGAUUCCAUCCUCAUUGCCAUCUCCUAUGUCUUUAUCCUCCAAGCAGUCUUCCGUCUGCCAUCUCGUGAAGCCCGGCACAAAGCUCUGAGUACCUGUGGCUCCCACCUUGCAGUUAUCCUAGUUUUCUACAUCCCUGCCUUCUUCUCCUUCCUUACUCACCGCUUUGGCCACAACCGUGUCCCCAAGAGUGUGCACAUAUUUCUGGCCAAUCUCUAUGUGCUGGUGCCUCCUGUGCUCAACCCAAUCAUCUAUGGGGCCAGAACCAAGGAGAUUAAAAGUCGACUUCUCAGACUGCUUCAACUGAAGAAGGACUCAGUAUGA